Messenger RNA from Aspergillus wentii DTO 134E9, 1041 nucleotides. RefSeq lists its product as uncharacterized. The transcript is spliced from 4 exons. NCBI's taxonomy places the organism in Eukaryota, Fungi, Ascomycota, Eurotiomycetes, Eurotiales, Aspergillaceae. The record is from RefSeq and is a predicted model, not a curated record. Bases 1 to 1041 code for a protein of 346 amino acids. Gene Ontology annotation, molecular function: oxidoreductase activity.
AUGUCUACAAUGCAAGCCAUCCAAAUCCAAAACUACAACGAAGCCUACCAUGUCUCGCACGUCCCCAUCCCCACCCCAAAACCACACCAAGUCCUGGUACGCAUUAAAGCAGCCGGAUUCUGCCAUACGGAUCUGAUGGCACUGAAUAAUGAAUUCAACACCAAGUUACCAUUUAUCGGGUCGCAUGAACCGGCGGGGAUUAUUGAGGACGUUGGGGCUGAGGUAGAGGGGUUCCAGCGGGGUGAUAGAGUGGGUUGUGUUAAUUUUGAUAGUGUUUGUGGGAAAUGCCCGGAUUGUAAAGCUGGUUUGCCGGUGUAUUGUGAUGCGCCUCUCAUGAAGGGUAUUACCACUGAUGGGGGGUGGGCGGAGUAUAUGAUUGCGGAUGUUCGGUUUAUCGUGAAACUUCCAGACGACAUGGACUUUAAAAUCGCCGCUCCUCUAAUGUGUGCCGGGAUCAGCAUCUACGGAGGGAUUGUCAAAGCAAACGUGCCUGAAGGAGGCUCGAUUGGGAUAGUUGGAAUAGGGGGCCUGGGGCAUAUUGGGACUCAGGUUGCGAAAUGCAUGAGCUACAAAGUCGCCGCAAUCGACAUAAAACAAUCCGCUCUCGACGCCGUCGCGGCCCACCAGCACCACCCUGACGCCUUAAUCCUCGCAACCGACCCGUUGGAAACGUCAUUGCAAAAGAUAACCAACAUCGUGGACUCGGAAUAUCCCGGGCUGGACGCGACGGUGCUAGCCACCGACCACCCAUCUGCGUUUGAAUUAGCGGCUGCUCUGACGCGAAAGCACGGGACGAUGGUGCUGCUUGGACAGCCGGAAAAGGGCAUUACCAUGUCGUAUGCGACUACGAUUUAUAAAGAUAUCAGUCUGGCUGGGUCGUUGGUUGCGGAUACGGCGCAGGCGCAGGAGUUUGUGGAGUUGUUCCAUGAGAAUCGGCUGCAUGUGGAGGUUAAGGAGUGGGGGAUGCAUGAGGCGGAGGCGAUGAAGAGGGAGUAUUUGGGCGGUGGGUCGAACGGGAAGAAUGUGAUUGUUAUUCCUUAG